This is a messenger RNA of Bradysia coprophila, 2488 nucleotides long. RefSeq names its product daughter of sevenless. The record is from RefSeq and is a predicted model, not a curated record. NCBI's taxonomy places the organism in Eukaryota, Metazoa, Arthropoda, Insecta, Diptera, Sciaridae. Gene Ontology annotation, biological process: signal transduction. Gene Ontology annotation, molecular function: signaling adaptor activity. Gene Ontology annotation, cellular component: cytoplasm.
CAACCAAACCGAUAGUUAACGCAAAGCCAUCAGCAUCCACAAUCAUUAUAUUCGACAUUUGUGAUGAAAGAAAACAGUAGUUUCUGUGGUAAAAAAGUGAAAGAAUAAACAAUAGACUGCGACAGAGAAAUUGUUAAUUAAUUUUAAUUGAUGCGUAUACUGCUGGUAUUUAACGAUGAACAAAAAUUUCGAAAUAUUCCAUCAGGGAUAUCUUAUUAAGUCGCCGCCAACCAAAUUCUGGAGAGCUCGAUGGCGUCGUCGUUGGUUCAUUCUUCGUCAGGGUGAAAUACCAGGCCAAUUUCAUCUGGAGUACUACACUGAUCGAAAUUGUCGUAAAUUGAAAGGAAUGAUUGAUUUGGAUCAAUGUGAACAAGUCGAUUCUGGUCUACGGCUCGAGCAUAGAAAACAGAAAUUCCAGAAUAUGUUCGAUGUUAAAACACCGAGACGUACAUACUACUUAGCUGCUGAUUCCGAAGCCGACAUGAACGAUUGGGUGGCAUGCAUAUGCCAAGUGUGCAAUUUACAAGAUUUAUCGAACAAAGGAACGAACAGUGAUACCAACCGGCAAUAUUACAAUGUGGGAAGCGAGGCAGAAUUGAACAAACCGACAGAUCAACGCACAGUCAUAUCGUCGCAGCCGAAUGUCUCGUCCCAUUCAAAUAAUCGAAGUGAUCAAUCAUACGACAGUUCAUCGAAAUCCAAUUCAAUGUACUCGAAUCGCGAGACUAUGCUUUGCGAUGUCCCAUUAUCAGCUGGUGCAUCUCAUCAAAACAAUGACAGUGUAAACUACUACAAUUUUGCAGCCAUCGAAAAUGAAAUUACACGAAUUCAAGCGGUCGAGCGAUCCCAAUCGGUUCGUAUUCCCAGCACACCCAGUGAACAAUCAAAUGGUUUUCCUUCUCACACAAGAGCUCAUUCUCUCGUUGAAAUGAAGCCAACAAUUGGGAAUGCGAGAAAAAUUCCAGAAAAUCUUAAACUAUCUGAGUGUCAUGUGCUGGACAAUUCGGAACCGUCUCCAGCAUUGAGUACAAGCUCUGGGCCGUACAUUCCGAUUAGUGAAUGUUUUUCGGGCAGUCCGGGAAUGUUUGACAUGAGCAAUCCGGCUACUCCACUAAAUUCUUUGGAUCCGAAAUUCUAUGAUACUCCUCGAAGCCAUAUCAAUAUUGGACUGAAUUUAACCAACGAUCAGCCAUAUUCACCGAAAAGGAACAAUUGUCCACCGUCGCAGCCUCGACCAAGAAGUGGACGAUCGAGUCCUACAGACUCUGAAUCCGUGUUCACGGACGACGAAGAUUGGACGACACAUCAAUCACCACAUGGUCCAUUAGAUCGCAGUCUUCGACCAUCGGAUAGUUCCAUUGAAAAUGAUUCCAUUGUCAUCACAUACACACAUCGCUUUUCUAGAUUACCAAACGACGAAAAAACGACCGACAAUGAUCAUGUUGUUGAGAAGCGUAAAAAAUCAGUUCCGUCUCGACCUCCGAAACGUAUAAGCAAAUUGCUGCUUGAAGGAGUUGAGGAACGGAAUAAAGAGAUUCAUUCGUCAGACACGGAAAAUGCGUCGCCGGCUAUUGGACCAAAAGAUAUUAGCUGUUGUGUAGAAGACAGUUAUGACAUUCCUCGAUCACAUCAGAUGCCUUACUAUAAUUUAAAUGAAAAUAAUUCAAUUUCUCCGACAUUGCUCGAUCGCGACCAAAUAACAUCAUCAACGCCGAAUCUAACUACGGAAAUGGCUACAUCGAAAAUUCCAAACAGAUCUCAUUUCUAUUCGAAUGCCGCGCCAUCCAAGGUGGAUAGCAAUGUUUUCUGUUAUGAUUUCGUUGAUCAGGAAAACGCCCCGGUUGUGAAUAGAGGUCUGAAACCAAAGCCAGUUGAAAAUAAACCAGCCGAUAGUAAAGAGCAACCGGAUCAAUCAGCAAAGCGCAUAUCAACAUCCUCAUUUCAUUUAGAAUUGAGACCACCACCUUGCGACCGGAAAUUGAAGCCGAGCACUCCGAAGUUCGACACCCACUCACUACGCCGAAAAGGUGGUCCAAUGUCGCUAUCAACAGAUACCGGCAUAUAUUCGAAUCAUUCAGAAAGCCUUUCGAAAACUCUUCCUCGAAACUAUAACAAUUCAUCAGCAUCAUCGUCGCUUACACUUACAAAACAAAUGAUUCCACAGCCGCAGCAACAAUCUCAAGCAAAACCAGUCGGCCAUUUAGAGUAUUUUGACUUAGAUCAUUCGAACCCUCCAUCCAUUUGCACCACAAACAGUUCAAAAGCGAAUUCAACAAGCACAUCGAAUUUAUCCUUGGCAAACCGAAGCAAUCCAACGUUUGCUAAGGCAGUGCAACCGGAUCCGAGUGGAGUCGUUUAUAAAUGCGUUGAUUUUGUUAAAACAGAAGCCAUUAAACGGACAAGACAGGAUACUGAAAAGAAUCGCAAUGAAAAGAAAACAUCAAACAAAGAUUAGACAAGGGCACCGAAGCCGCAGCGUGCAAUGAGU